UUAGAAUUAGAAGGACUGGAAUUUUCUUUAAUGCUUCCUCUGCGUGCAAGCCAACCUCAUCCAUCAUCUCGUACGGCAUACCCCAUCAUUACUCUUUCUCUCUCCCUCGUCCUUUAUAUAUCUUCCGUCCUGUGCUUCCAUUCCCUCUCACUUUGCAUGCCUAAAUGCAUCGAACCCAGCUCCUUUAACUCCCCGAUCCCUCUCCUCUCUCCCUCGCUACGCUUCUGUUCUCCCCGAACUAGCUUCAUCACAGAAACGCACACAUCUACCUCUGCAGCAAGCUUAUCUUUUCCUCUGAUCACUGAAGCCAGCUCAUUUGAUUAUUGUAUGGAUGGAUCCUUCUAAUGGACAACACCAGCAAAUGCCUAGCCAGUCACUGGAAAAUAUGUUGGCUUGUUCAAAGGCACAGAAUCAAGAGAGAAAGCCAAGACCUCAACCUGAACAAGCCCUGAAUUGUCCGAGAUGCGACUCUACGAACACCAAAUUUUGUUACUACAACAAUUACAGCCUCUCCCAGCCACGAUAUUUCUGCAAGUCUUGCAGAAGAUAUUGGACCAAAGGAGGAACUCUGAGGAAUGUUCCAGUGGGUGGAGGCUGCAGGAAGAACAAAAGGUCCUCGUCAUCUUCUACAUCAUCAAAAAGGGCUCAGGAUCAAUCACUAACACCCAAUUCCAAUCCACUCAUCACUACACUCCGUCCAUUAUCAUAUGACCCCAAUGACCUCACUCUUGCACUGGCUAGACUCCAGAAGCAGUCUUGCGGACACAUGGGUUUUGAUGACCAUGAUUAUUCAGGGAUGGGAAAUUCUGUUGGAAACUUCUCUUCCACAAAUACUGGAUUUUUAGAUGCACUUCGCGGUGGAUUCCUUGAAACACAGAGUAGUAAUCUUCAGAAUCUGUACUAUGGAUAUGGAAAUGGGGACUUGGGAGAGGUGGACAACGGAAGUAACAGUAAUGCUUGUGGAAUUACUGGGGCUAGUGGAGAGAUGAUGCUUCCAUUUGAUCAAGAAGUGAGUAAAGCCACUACUCAGGCAGUCACUGUCACUACCAUGAAGCAAGAAAUCUACAAUGGCAGACAACAAGGUGAUACCAAGGUUUUGUGGGGUCUUCCAUGGCAGCUUAAUGGAGACACAAGCAUGGGUGAAAUUGAUUCCGGGAGAGCGAAUUGGAACAGUCUCACGUCAUCUUGGCACGGGCUUCUUAAUAGUCCCCUAAUGUAAAAACUGCGAAAGAGAACAAUUAGAGGGCUGUGAUGAUUUCCCCUCAUGUUUGACUAGAAUUUAUCGGUCUUAAACUUUCAACAUUCCUUGGGUUCUGAAUCAAAUCAUCAUGUCUUCUUGUUUGCCUCCUUUUUUUGUUUGUUUUCAAAUUUUCUCACAUGAACAGCUGUUAGUAAGUUUUUAAUCUCUUUUUCCGUUUGGUAGAGUAAGGAAAAUUUCGGAUUUGUUUUGUUUUUCAAUCAUAGUCAAGGGGGUUGGAGAGAAAGUAGAUGAAGAAUCAUUAUUUCCCUAUUUGACAAAAAGAAGAGGGAGGGAGAAAGAAUGAAAGUGAUGUUUCAUGGCU
Molecule: messenger RNA, 1562 nt
Organism: Neltuma alba
Lineage: Eukaryota; Viridiplantae; Streptophyta; Magnoliopsida; Fabales; Fabaceae
Product: dof zinc finger protein DOF2.1-like
Exons: 2
Coding region: 332-1219 (295 amino acids)
Biological process (GO): regulation of DNA-templated transcription
Molecular function (GO): DNA binding; DNA-binding transcription factor activity
Source: RefSeq, a predicted model, not a curated record